Molecule: messenger RNA, 1345 nt
Organism: Priapulus caudatus
Lineage: Eukaryota; Metazoa; Priapulida; Priapulimorpha; Priapulimorphida; Priapulidae
Product: small integral membrane protein 12-like
Exons: 1
Coding region: 114-386 (90 amino acids)
Source: RefSeq, a predicted model, not a curated record
ACAGGAGGCGCUGCUGAAUGCCGCAGAAGAAACAGCGGAGGAGAAAAAGAAGGUGUGAAGAAGAAAGACAGGAAAGCGGCAAACCGCGCACGUUGACUUAACCGCGCGCAAGCAUGGUGUGGUUCAUCCUAUGGAACAGUCUUCGCGCGUACGCACCAUACAUCGUCGCGCCGGUCGCCGCGGUGAUCGGCAUCGUCGGCUACAACGUGGAGUCGUGGGUGAGGAAGGGAGACCUGUCGACGCCUUACCGCGAUAGCAUCCAGGAGCAGCGUGAGGAUCGGCUGUUGGACGAACUGACGAGCAACGACCCGACGCACAUAAACAGCCUGAAGGAGAAGCGAGAGAUCCCGAGGACGGUCUUCCGGAAGAACGACCCGACGUUGUGACGUACUGGCGGACGCUCGGUGUGACGACGCGCUUUGAUGAGUGCGGUGAUGUCCGACCGGACCCGGACGUUUGUACGAACGUGUGAUACGGCUUCGUAGUUAUAAUAGAGUAAUGGUGAACGGUCGAAGUAUUAUCACUACCUUCUCCAGUGUGGUUGAUGUUUUAGUCAAUAGCACAGAUUGAUUGUCCUUUAGAAGGACAUAUCAUUUCGAAUAACACGACAGUGUUCCCUGUGUAAAUUAAAAAGUGCUCCACAAAUAGCUCAAGAGAGGAAGAUGACUUAAUAAAUUUCUAUCAUUUGUCAUGAAUAACUAAAUACGCCUAAUGAUAUUUCCUAUGUAUUUGUAAGGGCUUGUUUACGAUUCUUCUUAGCGUCUGUGUGAUAUUGUAGAAAAGGGUGUAACAGUACCUGUGAAGUGGUGUAAAGAAUAGGUGACAGCAUGUGACUCCGUUACCCAUGGCAGUGGGUAUUCAGAGGGUAUGAUUUAAUACCGCAUAAUACUUUCUCCACACUGUCUCCUUAUCUAUACAGAUAUAACGUGGUUAGCGUCGUUGCUCCACUUUUGGAUUGGUUCAAGCCUGGCUUAGGUUGUCUGAGCUGAAUCUCUAUGGAAAAUUCAUUAAACUCCACAGUUUGCUCACUCAUAAGGCUGACACUAACACCGAACCACCACAAAGCUACAUUACACUGAGGCAUCCCACAUACUAAUGAGGCAACACAGAUACUACUGAGGCAACCCAGAUACUAUUGAUGCAACCCAAAUACUACUGAUGCAACCCAGAUACUACUGAGGCAACCCAGAUACUACUGAGGCAACCCAGAUACUACUGAGGCAGCCCAUAUACUAUUGAGGUCCCUCAGAUACUUGUAUUGAAAUGAUUAUUUCGUGAUCAGUAGAUGUGAUUGAUGCUAUUAAUAAUAUCUGCGUGGUUGACGCAAUAAAUUGGAUAACAGUCA